AUGACCCAGCCAGCAGUCGUCCCUUGCCAGUAUCGCACAGGGAAGACCCUCGGCAGCGGAACGUAUGCGAUCGUAAAGGAGGCCGUCCAUAUCAAGACCGGCGAGUACUAUGCCUGCAAGGUGAUCAACAAGAAGCUCAUGGAGGGUCGGGAGUACAUGGUGCGGAAUGAGAUCGCUGUGCUCAAGAAAGUCUCAAGGGGGUGCCCAAACAUCGUGACGCUGCAUGAUUACUUCGAGACUUCCCACAACCUCUAUCUUUGCUUCGAUCUUUGCACCGGAGGCGAGCUCUUCGAUCGGAUAUGUGCCAAGGGCAACUACUACGAAGCAGACGCAGCCGGCCUUGUGCGGACCAUCUUCACCGCUGUCAAGUACGUUCACGGCUGCGGGAUCGUGCACCGAGAUCUUAAGCCGGAGAACCUACUCUUCCGUACGAAAGAUGAGGAUGCGGACAUCAUGAUUGCUGAUUUUGGUCUGAGUCGUAUUAUGGACGACCAUCUGUUGACUGAGAUCUGCGGUACGCCUGGGUACAUGGCCCCGGAAAUAUUCAAGAAAACUGGACACGGUAAGCCGGUCGAUGUCUGGGCGAUGGGGGUUAUCACCUACUUCUUGCUUUGCGGGUAUACCCCAUUCGACCGCGACACACAACAGCAAGAAAUGGAGGCCAUCCUCGCCGGGGACUACAAGUUCGAGCCAGAGGAGUACUGGGCGAACGUCUCCGAUACCGCGCGUGACUUCGUCUCGGCGUGCCUGACGAUCGACCCGGCAUCGCGGCCAACGUGCGAGGAGGCGCUGCAGCACAAGUGGCUGUCGUCUGACUUCCCGCACUACGUGCCCGACCCGCAGAGCCCGACGGGCGGCCCGACGGAUCUGCUCCCGCACGUCAAGAGGCACUUCGACGCGAAGAAGACUUUCCGCAAGGCGGUGUUCUCAAUCACGGCGAUGCGCCGGAUGUCGACGUUGGCGCACGCGCACGCCGGGCAGCACGUCCGGGGCCACAACCUCGCGCAGCUCAUGGAGGAGUCCGAGAAGGAACACAUCAACGAGGUGCGCUGCUUUGGCUGA
Messenger RNA from Postia placenta MAD-698-R-SB12, 1062 nucleotides. RefSeq lists its product as hypothetical. Lineage: Eukaryota; Fungi; Basidiomycota; Agaricomycetes; Polyporales; Adustoporiaceae. The record is from RefSeq and is a predicted model, not a curated record. Gene Ontology annotation, biological process: protein phosphorylation; cellular response to oxidative stress. The coding region runs from base 1 to 1062 and encodes 353 amino acids. Gene Ontology annotation, molecular function: ATP binding; calcium/calmodulin-dependent protein kinase activity; calmodulin binding. The transcript has 11 exons.